AUGGGCUGGUUUUCUCGUACACCUGCACGCGUCUCCACGGCCAAAGAGGUCACGCCCGAAGAGGCCAAGGGCCGCACGCAACUUCUAGAAGAUUUGGAGCCCAAGUUCGAAGACGGCCCUCAAUCUAGACAACCACCAACGGUCACGGAGGCAGUCAAGCUGCUCCAGUGGUCGGACAUAUCGCUCGAUAGAUAUUUCGGGAUGCCCUGUUUCCGCGAGGCCAUGUUGACGGGAUUCCAGGCGAUGGGAGUGUUGGGAGUAGUCACAUUGGUGAUCCACAAGAAUCCAAGUCGAUCGGUGAAGUGGGGCUUGGGUGGUUUUUUUUUGGGUAGUGUUGUGGGCUGGGAGCAGUGCCGCUCGCUACGGAGACGGUCGUUUGCGACGGUGGAGGCUGCGAGACGGAAGAAUCAGGAGGUGGUCAGACAGAAGUUGGAGGAGGAGGGAACAAAGUGA
Messenger RNA from Australozyma saopauloensis, 453 nucleotides. RefSeq lists its product as uncharacterized. The transcript has a single exon. Gene Ontology annotation, cellular component: mitochondrial inner membrane; mitochondrion. Lineage: Eukaryota; Fungi; Ascomycota; Pichiomycetes; Serinales; Metschnikowiaceae. Gene Ontology annotation, biological process: mitochondrial respiratory chain complex IV assembly. The record is from RefSeq and is a predicted model, not a curated record. Bases 1 to 453 code for a protein of 150 amino acids.